Messenger RNA from Sorex fumeus (smoky shrew), 2515 nucleotides. RefSeq names its product raftlin family member 2 (gene RFTN2). The transcript is spliced from 9 exons. The coding region runs from base 608 to 2101 and encodes 497 amino acids. NCBI's taxonomy places the organism in Eukaryota, Metazoa, Chordata, Mammalia, Eulipotyphla, Soricidae. The record is from RefSeq and is a predicted model, not a curated record.
CUCUCUCUCUCUCUUUCUCUCUCUCUCUCUCUCUCUCUCUCUCUCUCUCUCUCUCUCUCUCUCUCAUAGCAAGGAGGAAGGCGGGCAGUAGGCACAGGAAAAAGGAAAAACAGAAAACAGAAAAAGAAUUGUAUGCCACUAUGUCUGACUAGACCCUCUACUUAAAUAAUUCCAUCUGCAUUUUAGCCUUUUUAUUUCCGUUUUUGGAUGCCUCUUUUAUCAUCCAGCCAUCCAGCCGAAGGAGAUAGACAAAGCACUGCUGGUGCCCUGAGCGACAGAACUCUGGUGGGGGGCUGGCUGUAAAUCGACGUGGCAUGGAAAUUCUCCGCUAAGUUGUAGCAGCCUGUGUGCUUCUCUAAAAUCAAGCCCAGCCGCCGCGAGCGGUAGCUGCAUCAUCAUGGGCGCAACAACACUCCAAAAAAAUGGAUAGAAAAAGUCUUCAGCUGCUUUCUUUGGACUCAAGUGUCUUCCUUUUGCGCAUCUAUGGUUUAAGUGGGGAGGGGAAAAUCAAAGCAGUCAAGUCUGUAACUUUCUUUUUGCAGCUUUAACAACAGAAUUUGCUGCUCUCCCUCCCCUAUCCUGCAAUCUAAUUCCUUACAGAUUUGCCAUGGGGUGCGGACUCAGAAAGCUAGAAAAUCCUGAUGAGAGCAGCCCUGGAAAAAUAUUUUCAACUCUGAAGAGACCGCAAGUGGAAACAAAGACAGACUUUGCUUACGAAUAUGUAUUGCUGGAUUUUACUUUACAAGCAUCACCAAAUCCAGAAGUCAUCAAAAUUAAUUCAGUUCAGGAUAUUGUAACAAAAGUCGAAGACUACUAUCUUAAAGGAUAUGUUGUUGGAGCUAUUCAUCCUGUUAUACAACCUUUGGGACAGCAGAAACAGCUACCAGCAAGUUACUUAUACAGGGCAGUGCUAUCGCGCUUAAAAGUAAGCCCGAAUCUUUCUGCAGCACUCAGUGGACAAAGACGCCCAAGGCUUGUGAUUGAGGAGUGUCCUCUAACUUAUGAGAAACAAGCAAAUGAAGUAGCAAAAGAACUGAUAGAAAAGAUUAAUGCAGCUGCUAAAAAAGGGAUGAAGUUUGUUGGAUUCCUAUCUCAACAUCAUCCACCACUUAAAUAUUGUAAUGGAACCAACCAUGAUGGAGAGCUAGAAUCAACACAUCACAUGAAAAAUAGUUCAGAUGAAAAAUGUGGAAAUUGGAAUGAAGGAACAUUGAGUGGUCAGUCAUCUGAAAGUGGAAUUGAGGAAGAACUUCAUGAAAGUGGACAGUACCAAAUGCAAAGAGAUGGCAACCCUUGGUCCUCGAAAUUAAGAAAAGGAGAAGAUAGUAAGUUGUAUAUAGUCUUCAAUGUUUUUGAUGAUGAAUCAACCUGCUGGACGUAUCAUGAAGGAGUUCUGUCAAUGAAAGUAACGAGAAAAGGACCUGUCAUUACUACACUUGAUGCUGAUUGGCUGGAAUUAACCACAUUUUACUAUAAGAACGGCUUGUCUUUAAUUGAUUACUUUGUAUGCUGGGAUCCAACUAAAGGGGACCAUUUAUCUAAAUGUUUGGAAGGAUUAUUUAUCUAUGAAGAAGAAGGCCCUGGAGUUACAGGUUCCAGUAGGAAAGGAAAUGAUGCCAUCAUAGUAGAACAAUGGACUGUUAUUGAGGGCUAUGAAAUCAAAGCGGAUUAUGGCCCUCUGCUGCACACCCUGGCUGAGUUUGGGUGGCUCCUGACCAGCGUGUUGCCGACACCUAUCCUGAGACAUGACAGUGAAGGGAAUUUAGCAACAAAGCAGGUUGUAUUCCUUCAGAGACCUAUUAUGUGGAACUCAGCCUCUCAAACGCCAGAAAGAAAAUCCAGCCGGCACGUUAAAGGGGAAGACAAGAACAAAGGCGCCAGUAGGAGCUCAGGGCUGGACACAGCCGCAUCCCAACCUCCAGAGCGAAAGCCGCUGUCUGAGAGCCUCGCCGGCCCCUCCAGAGAAAUCUGGACACAGGAGAGGAAGCCAGCGCCCCCCAGCAGCUUCUCCGGCUUCAGCAGCAGCGACAGUGUCCAUCGCGAGCUAGACGAUGGGCAGCUUGAUCAGGAAGAUGGAGUAACUCAGGUCACUUGCAUGUGAGAAGGCUCUGUAGAUACGUAUUCAAGCCAGACCCAGCUGCCCGGUACUGUAUCGCAAGCUCUGCACUUAGGUAAUACAGGGGACUCCUCCGGACUCGCACUGCCCUCUGAUCCAUGUAAACUUCCCUCCAGCCUCCCUGAUGAGGAAGAAUAACCAACAUGUUCAUACAUUUAGCAUCAUGUUUACACUUCUGUCAACUAAAAUACCUGUUGACACUGUUGACACAUUAGGUUAUUCACCAAUAAUCUACUUCAGUUUCUUGAAAAUGUACAAGGUACACUUUUCUUACAAUUCCUGGGAGAAAAAACUAAACAUCUCAACCAGUUUUUUAUGUAUUAGAAAGCCUUCAGGCAGUUAGUCUGACUUAAGAUGAAAAAUAAUCACUUCUCUCUCUCUCUCCCUCUCUCUCCCUCU